AAAAACAUGAAGUUGUUAUUGCAAGGCUUCUAAAAUCUUCUACUAGAUAUUUCCUCUCAAUUGCGCAUGCAAAAAAGAAUGACUAUCGACGUGGCUCAAUUGCGCCUCCUCGAGCGAGAGGUGUUCGCACCAGCCACCUGGUUCCCCGACAAACUAUCGAAAUCUGUACACCUUCGUACGUUGAGUAUUACUUUUCAUCAAUUUUAUAUUCGUCAUAAGUUAUUUACAGCAUCAGCGAAGCCUGAAACCUACAGACUGUAAGUGCAGUGAUGAUUCAUAUAAGUAUAGAAGACGACACGAUGUUCAUUCAUAACAUUGCUUACUGCCUCUCAAACUUCCACACAUUCAAUUCGCAGCAGAAUGACAACACCAACAUCAUCAAACCCUGUUUCAUGGGCGUCCCUUUUCUGGGGGCUUCUCCCCUUCGCCAUCAACUCCAUGACCCAACCCUCAGGUCUAGUCUGCGGCGCUGAUGCAGAUGUUGGAUUCCUCCUUCGAAGCUCCCCUAUCAUCUGCUUCCUUGACACGAUGCUGAUCUUGAUCCGCUUUACAUCAUACUACUUCAGCAGCGGAUCAUUUUGCGAGGCCCGCAACAGACUUGUCAGAUUCAGGUUCAAUGGCGAGCAUUGGACUGAAUUCAAAGAAGCAAAGAGAAAGGGUGGUCGAACAGCGCAAAAGAACGAGCAAAUCCUCCGAUUCCUCUUAUUUGUCCUCGCCAUUUCACAGUUCAUCAAGAUAUUCGCCUACGAAGGCGUCAUAUGGUCGAAAGUCAUCGCUGCGCUGUAUCUUGGGUCGUUUCUCGUUACAGAGCUGCUCGUUGUCUGGCAUGCAGUAUGGAUGACGGACAUCGCGGACCUCAAGGAAGAAUAUCCUACGAUCAUACCUUAUGGCUCCAUUGCUGUAGCUGUCGCAUUCAUGCUUUGGUUUGCAUCAGUUGCGGCAAGAGAUAUCUUCGGGCAUCCACACCACACCCUUCCUCAAUGGGCUGCUGGGGUGAUUGGCACCCUUGGAGCAGGAUUGGCGAUCCCAGCUCUGGGCUACAGCUUCCGCCACUGUAAGACCUGGAGACAAGUCAGGGGCUCUGCUGCGUUGCUAUUAUUCGUUCUUGGGUCCCCAGUUGGCUUCUACUUCACUGGUCAGAUCAUCCCAGCCACGAUACCGAUAAUAUGGAUUCAAGUCGUUGCUGCGGCAUUGGCAGCGGUGUGGGUCUCGAUUGCACUCUUAUAUGCUUCUCAGGCCACAAGAACUGUGAGGGCGCGGGGCAAGGAAAGGCAGAGGAAGAAAGUGGAGCAGGUGACUGCAUGGUAUUUCUUUCUUCUUCAUUUUAGCACUGCUUUGCUGUUUUAUUUGUUCAGUUAUGAUCCCCAGGGCACAAGUACCCCACGGUGGACGCAGUGUCUAGGUUAAGUUGCUGGGUUGAUACAUCGGCGUCAAAUGUUCUUUUCCUUUGUAAUGGUAUUUCGGAUACAAGAGAUUACAUGCUUUUUUGUUAUGUUG
Molecule: messenger RNA, 1497 nt
Organism: Mollisia scopiformis
Lineage: Eukaryota; Fungi; Ascomycota; Leotiomycetes; Helotiales; Mollisiaceae
Exons: 1
Coding region: 361-1407 (348 amino acids)
Source: RefSeq, a predicted model, not a curated record